AUCAUGGAGGAAGGCGAUGUAAACAUUCCUAGACAACAAGGGUGAAAAUGAUAUUUCUGGCUCGCGUAUAGCUUAACUAGGACAAGUAUUUUGUGAUUUCGGGAGAUGACAGCAACUGCUCGAAGAUGGUGAAGCAAACAAUCCAGAUUUUUGGUCGAAUAAAGCCGACAAAAGCUAAAACCGGGCGUUAUGACGUUGAUGAUGAUGAUGAAGGAUGUCCAAGACUGACGGUUACUGUACCCAAGGAAUUAGCAGAGGGUUUCAUCAACAACAAGAGGGAACAUUAUAAGUUUCGUUUUGAGCGGGUUUUCGAUCAGAAGACUACACAAGAUGAAGUUUUUGAACAUGUGGCCAAACCAGUUAUUGACAAUGUGUUACAAGGCUACAAUGGCACAAUAUUUGCGUACGGACAGACUGGCAGUGGUAAGACUUUCACCAUCACAGGAGGGGCAGAGAGGUACAUUGACAGGGGCAUCAUCCCCAGAACUCUCUCAUACAUCUAUGAUAAAAUUGAGAAGAGCCCGGAGCUGUCUUUCACAGUACAUGUGUCCUACCUGGAGAUCUACAACGAGAGCCGCUUUGAUCUCCUCGACCCAAAACAUGAGGCAGCAAAACUGGAAGAUCUGCCGAAGGUGUCCCUGAUGGAAGACUCGGACCAGAACAUCCACCUGAAGAACCUGUCUGUGCACCAGGCUGCCAGUGAGGAGGAUGCUCUCAACCUGCUGUUUCUGGGGGACACCAACCGGAUGAUAGCAGAGACCCCCAUGAACCAGGCAUCUACACGGUCUCACUGUAUCUUCACAAUACACCUCACAGCACGGGAAGCAGGCUCCGCAACUAUCCGCAGGGCCAAGCUGCAUCUGGUGGAUCUGGCCGGAUCUGAGCGAGUGUCCAAGACAGGGGUGAAUGGCGUUCUGUUGACUGAAGCCAAAUACAUCAACUUGUCUCUCCACUUCCUGGAGCAGGUGAUCAUCUCCUUGUCAGAGAAGGGUCGCGUCCACAUCCCCUAUCGCAACUCCAUGAUGACGUCAGUGCUGCGAGACAGCCGGGGAAACUGUAUGACCACAAUGAUUGCUACAUGCUCAGUUGACAAGAAAAAUAUUGAUGAGACAAUCUCGACUUGUCGGUUUGCCCAGCGGGUGGCGAUGAUCAAGAACGAUGUGAUGCUAAACGAGGAGCUGGACCCCAAGUUGAUGAUCCAGAAGCUGAAGAGAGAGAUCCAGCAGCUGAAAGAGGAGCUAGCACUGGCCACUGGUCAGCAGCGGACUGACCAACUCACUGAGGAGGAGCUCCAAAGAUGUGAGGAGGCUGUCAAUGCCUACCUCGAGGACACCGACCCGGACUCCAUUAUUAGUGUCGGUGCCGACAUGCGGAAGAUCCACACCUGCUUCAAUCUUCUCAGGAAACUGGUGUUGGAGAGACCAGCCACCAGCCCUGUAAGGGAGACAACUCCAGUUGACACUGGGCCGCAUUACAACAGCAGGAAACCCAACAUCUUGGUAAACAUGCUCAAGAAGGAGAAGAAGAGAGCUGCCGAUGCCAUCUCCCUCUCGGAAUCACACCGAGGGUCCAACCUGGCUGCAACCAGGGGAAACAGGAUGACAAACGGGGAUGAUGGUCAGAAUGGUUACCAUUCCCACAACUACUCCAGUCAUAGUGCCACAGACAAUCGGUACAGUGAAGGUGAAGGUCAGAGAGACACGAGAUCCUCUGGGAAAGCUAGUGCUCGGGCAGAGAUGGCGGAAAGGACCAAGACAAAGAUCUUGGGGCGCAUGUCCAUGGGCCGACAGGAGGCGUUUGACAUCUUCAUGAGAGACUACGAGCAGAACCAGAAGAUUGACGAGAACAAGAGGAUACUCAAGCAGAGAUAUGCGGAGGCCAAAGUAUAUGGAGAAAAUCUCAAUAAAGCCAAAACUAGAAUCAAUUUGUCCAAGAGUAAGAUUGAGCAGCAUCGGAUGCAGCUGGCGAUGCAAGGCCUCGCUGACCCCGACAACCCAGACCCCGACGAGGUCGAGUGAGUACCGUUCAUACAACAGAGCCUCAGGGAUCAGAUGGAAGGUGACAAAGCCGAGUAUAAGGAGACAUUCACACACCUUCGGACGAUGAAGACGGAGAUCGAGCACCUGCAGCAUCUCCUAGAGAAGGCCAAGGUCAAGCUGAUGAAGGACUUCGAACUCUGGUGGGCAGAACAGUCUGCUAAUACCCAGGACCAGUCCGUCCCUCAGUCUGUCCGGGGGAGUGUGAAGUCUGCUUGGCGCACCCCACCCCUCACCCCCCUCCAGCACAAUCAGCGGAACUACACCCAGGAGGUCAUCAGUCCCGUCCACUCUGAAACCUCCCUACCUCGACCCCCAGUUCCAGCCGAGGGAGGAGGACAGUGGCAGGGAACAUCUCCGCAUCGAAUUUCCCCCCUGCCCAUGGGGAGGAGUCUAGCGGAUACACGUCACAGGGGUCGGUCAGCUCCAAUCAUGGCCACAAAUCAAAGUGAGUGGUCUGCACAGCACAUGAGCAACAUACUGCUAACUGGUGACUCUCAGGCAGAUGCAGAUAUCAUGGCAUUUAUCAAAGCCAGACAAAAUUUGGUCCAAAAAGUAAACCAGGGAAACAGAUGA
Molecule: messenger RNA, 2612 nt
Organism: Haliotis rubra (blacklip abalone)
Lineage: Eukaryota; Metazoa; Mollusca; Gastropoda; Lepetellida; Haliotidae
Product: kinesin-like protein KIF6
Biological process (GO): microtubule-based movement; mitotic spindle organization
Molecular function (GO): microtubule motor activity; ATP binding; microtubule binding
Source: RefSeq, a predicted model, not a curated record